AGGCGCUUAGCAAUAAUCGAGUUAUUUCUGCUCUAAUUUGCGCGUGUGCUCCAGUAAUUUCAGCAGAGCAAAAAAUGGCAGGAAAGGCCUCGGUCGCGCUGUUCCUGGCCGUCAACAUGGUCGUGUUCGCCGUGGCCAGCGCCACCUGCGGUGGCGGCUGCCCCACGCCGUCGACCCCGUCGACGCCGACCCCAACGCCGGCGUCGAGAGGCAGGUGCCCCCGCGACGCGCUGAAGCUGGGCGUGUGCGCCAACGUGCUGGGCCUCAUCAAGGCCAAGGUCGGCGUGCCGCCGGCGGAGCCCUGCUGCCCGCUGCUGGAGGGGCUCGUCGACCUCGAGGCCGCCCUGUGCCUCUGCACCGCCAUCAAGGGCAACAUCCUCGGCAUCAACCUGAACCUGCCCGUCGACCUCAGCCUCAUCCUCAACUACUGCGGCAAGACCGUGCCCACCGGCUUCAAGUGCCUCUAAGCUACCAGACGCUAUGCAUCCAUCGUGGUUUGGUUUGCUAUGUGCUAUACACGUUCUAAGUAUCGGAAGCUUGCAUGCACUGUGGGGAGGCAAAGGAUCGGACGUGCGCACGCAUGUAUCCGCGUUCGAUUUGCUUGUGUUGUUCCGUUGUCUUAUUUAUUCUGGCAUGUCCCUCUCUGAGUUAUGUGGAUUUUUGUUCAUUUACAUUUGCAACCGGAUUGUAUGAAUAAAAUUUGUUUGCUAUA
This is a messenger RNA of Panicum virgatum (switchgrass), 712 nucleotides long. Its product is annotated as 14 kDa proline-rich protein DC2.15-like. The record is from RefSeq and is a predicted model, not a curated record. NCBI's taxonomy places the organism in Eukaryota, Viridiplantae, Streptophyta, Magnoliopsida, Poales, Poaceae. The transcript has a single exon. The coding region runs from base 75 to 467 and encodes 130 amino acids.